This is a messenger RNA of Coccinella septempunctata (seven-spotted ladybird), 1743 nucleotides long. It is a transcript of the gene Twi, whose product is annotated as twist-related protein 2-like. Gene Ontology annotation, molecular function: RNA polymerase II transcription regulatory region sequence-specific DNA binding; DNA-binding transcription factor activity, RNA polymerase II-specific; protein dimerization activity. Bases 152 to 937 code for a protein of 261 amino acids. The record is from RefSeq and is a predicted model, not a curated record. Gene Ontology annotation, biological process: regulation of transcription by RNA polymerase II; developmental process. The transcript has a single exon. Lineage: Eukaryota; Metazoa; Arthropoda; Insecta; Coleoptera; Coccinellidae.
UCAGAUCUGAAGGAAUACAUCACGGGACAGUGUCGGUUAACUUUGGCUUAAGCGAAGUUAGUAUCUUUGAAGUCGUGUCAAAUAAACGCCCGCCUAGUGAAUCUGCCUUCCUGAUAUUUCGUAAAAAUAGCGUCGCGAGUUCGAAAACGAGAUGUACGAAAGCAGUUGCAGCAACUCAUCUUCCCCGUCUUACAGGGAAAGCGGCGAAUUGGUGUCUUCCGAGUAUGAGGAUUUCUCAACAACGAAACUGAUGGAUUUAACGAACGCGACUGAGAAAUAUUUGCCAGUUACGUUGCCGCAAAUGGAAGAAAACAAUCCCCAAUCUCAGUUCAGCUUCUACUAUCAGUACAAUCGCGAUCAGCAAUUUCUUCAGGAAAACGUCAAGUUCUACGAUAAUCAGUAUUACCAUAAACCAUUGGAGAACCACCGGAACCCCCCGGAGCCUCCCCAGUACCUCGACUCCAAGAUGCAACUGGACAACAUGAACAUCAAAGUGGAAAUUGAAGACGAACCAAUACACAUGAUGAAAACGAAAUCUUACGGUAGGAAGAGAAAAUCCACCAGUUCAGACGAUGAAAACUCCUUCGGCAUCAAGAAGCCCAGGAGGAAAAUGCCUCAGUCCUAUGAGGACGUGCAGAACCAGAGGAUUAUGGCGAAUGUGAGGGAACGACAACGCACUCAAAGCUUGAACGAAGCUUUCGCAAGUUUGAGGAAAAGCAUACCCACCUUACCGUCGGAUAAACUAUCCAAAAUUCAAACCUUGAAGCUGGCAUCCAGGUACAUCGCGUUCUUGUAUCACGUAUUAUCAACAUCAUCUCCGGAUAUGGCUGGAGAAAACGAUAUUUUAGGGAAUGUAUGCUCUUACACCGCACAUGAGAAAUUAUCCAGGGCUUUCAGCAUGUGGAGAAUGGAAGGUGACUGGAAUAAUCAACUUUAGGAAAGACUGCUCGUUCAGUGAUUGAUUCGUUUUCUGUGAAAACAAUUGUUAUGUUUGUUACGUGAAAAUUAUUUCCAUAAAUCGGUGAUACUCGAAUUAAGGGACAAUAUUUCAUUCGUGAAAUUUUCGUUGGGGGACUGCAAAUAACCUUUAAAAAAUUGCUGUUGACAUUUAUUUACCGCGCAGUACCAGUACUCCUAAAAUCGUUGUUUUCACCUGCAAAUGUACCACCAAAACAGUGAACUACAAAAUAUUAUCAUUAUCUUAAUAAUUCAUAUUAAAUCCUUGACUGCACCCGAAGUCAACUCCUGUAUUCCACUCACAUUGAAUGUAAAAAUUUCAAUUUCAGAGACAAAGGGUCUAUUUCGGUUAAUUUUGUAACGGCAUUCUUUUUUAUUUUCCUUUCAUUGUGGUGACUUGGCGGGGGUCUUCAAUUUAUCAUUCUGGAUCUUUGUUAGGAUGUUUAAUUUUAUUUAUUUUACUCACUGACAUCGUAAAGUGUUCAUUCGAUACUAUGGGAAUUUUAUACGCCGACAGCUGGUAUGCGACUUUUUUCUUGUAUGACACUACGAGACACAUUUAAUGGUCAAAACUAAUGACAUUCAGCGUCAGAUCUCAUUACAGCUGAAUUCAUAUGGUCUUAAUUUAGAACACCUAUUCAUUUUUCAUUUAUUGAAUUGUGUGGUAUGAGUUACCAUGAGUAGUUUAGUUUUGUUGUUGGAACUGCAGAUUUCUGCGUGAUAUACUAUUACUUCUAAGAUUAAUUGUAUUUAUUUUUGUUAUGAAUAAACUAUUUUUGUAUAUUA